Messenger RNA from Monoraphidium neglectum, 2403 nucleotides. RefSeq lists its product as hypothetical. The transcript has 5 exons. NCBI's taxonomy places the organism in Eukaryota, Viridiplantae, Chlorophyta, Chlorophyceae, Sphaeropleales, Selenastraceae. The coding region runs from base 1 to 2403 and encodes 800 amino acids. The record is from RefSeq and is a predicted model, not a curated record. Gene Ontology annotation, molecular function: RNA binding.
AUGUCGGAUGAUCGGGACGCGCCUGGGACCUCUCAGCCUCUCGACCAGGUCACCUCAGUCGACUCGAAAACUCUAUACGUCGUGCCUGUGCCCGAGAGCACGACCACCGCGGCCCUCACGCAGGCCUUUUCACAGUUCGGCACACUUGCGUACGUCCGCGUGCUACAGGAGAAGCAUACCGCCUUUGUUGCCUUCACCAGCCAGGAUGCAGCCGCCGCCGCCCGCAAGGCCACCGAUGGCAUCCUGCAGCUGCCAGGCCAGGAACGAACCCUGGAGGUCCGCUAUGCUCGCAAGCGGCAGCCUCAACAGCUGCGGCUUCAGAAUGAAGCCCAGCGCUGGGCCCAGCAAAAUCAAGAGCAGCGGGCAUUCAUACACCACCACCAGCAGCACCAGCACCAGCACCAGCACCAGCACCAGCACCAGCACCAGCACCAGCACCAGCACCAGCAGCAGCAGCAGCACCAACAGCACCAAGAGCAGGAGGAGCAAGCGCAGGGCCAGCAAGAGCACGAGCAGGAGCAGGAGCAGCAGCAUGUACAGCAGCUGGAGCAGCAGAGCUACCAUCAGCAGGGCUACCAUCCGGCCCACCAGCAGGGCUACCACCAAACCCACCACCAGCAGUGGCAGCACGCGCAGCAGCAGGGCUUCGGGUGCGCCACCCCCAUGCAGCAGCAUGCCAUGAUGAUGCAGUACCAUGCGGGCAUGCACGGCAGCGGCGCAUGGCCCGUGCCCUCCAUGCAGGCUGGCAUGGGCCUCAUGCAGCCAGGGCUCACGGCCCCGCCCUACAUGGCACCCAUGCCCGGCGCCCCCGGGACCUACAUCCCCUGCUGCAUGCCCUACCCCGCCGGCGGUGCUGCUGUAUACAUGGGCGCGUACCCGCCGCACCGCGCGCACGUGCCCCCAGCCGCCACCAAGCCGGCGGCGCUCGACACGCCGCCGCCUCGCUGCGACCAUGACACCUUCAAGCUCUAUGUUGGCAACGUUGCCGUGCACUGCUCCGUGCAGGACAUCGCCGCCCUCUUCAUGUCGGCGGGCUGCCGCGUCGCGGAGGUGGUGCUGCUGCGCGACCGUCAGACGGGCGUCCCCAAGGGCUGCGCCUUCGUCUGGUGCCCGACGCGCGCCGAGGCUGCCCACGCGCUCCGGGCGCUUCACGGCUGCCGCCAGCUGACUCCCGGCGGCCCAGCAGUGGGCGGCGCGGGCGCGCAUGCUGCGCAGCCUGCGCUGGUCGUGCGGAGGGCCAACCCCCCAGGGCAGCGAGGCCAGGGGCCGCCCCGGCCGCAGAACGCGCGGUGGCACGACGGCAGCGGCGGCGCCUUGAGCAACGGCGGCCACGGCGGGGCCGGCGGUGGGGAAGGGGGCACCAGCAACAGCGCGCCGAGCGCCCGCAGCGGCGGCGACAAUGGCAACGGCGCGCCGCCCGGCGUCGACGGCAACAGCGGCGGCCGCCAGCUGCGCAUGACCGUCGCUCCAAUGCAGCUGCCUGGGCAUUCAGUGGCAGGGGCAGCGCGGCCAGGCUGUGGCAGCGGCGGUGGCGCGGCUGUGAUGAGCUCGGCGCUGCUCGCCCAGAUGAGCAUGCUCAUGGCACAUCAACAGGCAGCAGCCACGGCAUCUCAGCAGCAGCAGCAGCAGCAGCAGGAGGAGGAGGAGGUUGCGGAGGAGGAGGAGUGUGAUCAGCAGGCGGCAGAGCGAAUUAGGCAGCGCCUGCGGCGGCACCAGGCAUCCGCGCCUCAAGAUGAUCCGGCCCCGCCAGCGCCACUGCCGGCGCCGCAGCAGCGGUUGCGACAGCAGCAGCAACAGCAGCAGCAGCAGCAGCAGCAGCAGCAGCAGCAGCAGCAGCAGCAGCAGCAGCAGCCAGAGCCCCUGAACUUUCACCCUCAGCAUCCAAGUGGGGCGGCAGCAGCCUCGCCACCCACUGAGCAGCCCAGCCCUCCACUCGCGCCCGGGCAGCAAACCUCUGCCCCUGGCCAUAACAUGUCACACGCGCCUGACACCGGCGCCGCUUUGCAGUUUGGAGGCGGCUCAUCUGGCAGCACGUGCACCAGCGCGCCCGCCAUGCGGCCAGAGGGAUCGCUGACCCCGGUGCCCGAGGCACCGCUGCCUGUGUCAAUCAGCGGCCCCGUGCCGCCACCAGCAGGCGCCGCCGGCGAGCCCGCCCUUCCCGACGCCGGCGCUGCCGCCGGGCCGCCGCUGCCACCGCCGCAGGCCGUCUGCGCUCGCGUGGUGCUCAGCGCGGCGCAGAUGGCCAUGGUCGCCCCGCAUCUUUCCGUGAUCAGCAGCUCCAGCGGCGCCGCGGCCGACUCAGUGAUGAUGGCGCCGGGGCUGUUUGCGGUCGAGCUGUCUGGGAGCUGCCCGGAGGUCUCCCUGGCUAGGAGCAUGUUUGACAGCCUGCUUCACACGGCGUAA